This is a messenger RNA of Metopolophium dirhodum (rose-grain aphid), 1197 nucleotides long. RefSeq lists its product as uncharacterized. The transcript is spliced from 5 exons. The record is from RefSeq and is a predicted model, not a curated record. Lineage: Eukaryota; Metazoa; Arthropoda; Insecta; Hemiptera; Aphididae. The coding region runs from base 111 to 680 and encodes 189 amino acids.
UAUUAUAUUAUAUAUAUUUAUGUUUUGACAGUUUUACGCAUAUCUCCUCAUUCGUGUGUCGGGCUUAACGAUCCUUCCUAUUGAUUUUAUCGCGCCACACUCGCCAAGAAAUGAACAGUUUCGUGAAAUACGAUCACGGGUCAAUAGCUAGCGAAUUUUUUGAACAUACCCGUCGCACCGAUGCCGAUUUCCGAAGAAAGAUCUACGACUUGAGAAUCGCGAUGUACAAGACGACGUAUAAAAAAUCGUUCUAUUGGCCGGAACAUAUACCCAAAUCCAAUGUUCAUCAGGUCGAACCUGGGUUCACCAUGAUACCAAAGCCAAAUGAAGAUGAGUACAAACAGCUGUACAUGCCUAAAAUUUUGAUACACAGAAAGCUAAGUGAAAAUAAAAGAAUUGUACCACCUUUGGAAUACUCGUCUAGUGCACCGCCAAAAUGUCAAGACGAGGAUUUAAAUUAUUCCAAUACAUACGAAAGAUCUUUGUACCAAGAGAGCUAUAUAAAUUGGACGCCAAGUCAAGCGCAUAAAAAAGAGGAAACACCAGAAGAGUGGGCUCAGAAAUGGAGGAACGAGUGUCACAACGUUCGAGAUGCCGACGAUUUAGUGCAGGACUUAUCGAAUCGAAUUAUCAAAUCGCGAAAGAUGAUAUUAAGUAGAAAGAAGAUCGGCUAUGCUUAGUGAGGGGUACUGUUUUACAGAUUAAACAUUUUGAUAGAAACGUUUUGAUAGUUAUUACAUUUUUAAUUUAAAUUUAUAAAAACAAACAGUUAUUGAUUUUUAUUUAGUAAGCAAAUUUUAAAAUAAAUUCAUUAGAUAAAUAAACAAUUUUGACCACUAGGAGGAGCUUAUAAUUGUAAAAUGUAUAUAUUAUCUGUUUAUAUAUCUAGUAUCUGCUGAGUAUAAUUAUGGUAUCAAAAAAUUAAAUAUAGGAGAAUUCAACGUGUUGUGUUUAAUUUUAAUUUUGCAAUGUGUAAUUAUUUAUUAAUUUUAUUAAAAUUUUUAUAAACAAAAAGUAAAAUGUAUAAUAUAUAAUAUAUUAUACGAGUACCUAGCACAGAUUGAGAUAUGCAGUAAACAAAUAUAAUUUGUUAAAUUUAAAUUUAAUUUUUAAUCGUUAAUAGAUUGAAAACCAAGUAAAUAACAUUUUAAUAAGGAUGACAAAUUUAAUUCUUUGAACUGUACAAUAUUUGAUAUA